Molecule: messenger RNA, 492 nt
Organism: Gongylonema pulchrum
Lineage: Eukaryota; Metazoa; Nematoda; Chromadorea; Rhabditida; Gongylonematidae
Source: the annotation of a GenBank genome assembly
AUGGACGAUGAUUUAGUCUAUAGACUUCGCGAACUGCUUAUUGGGGACGGAAUUCAGCACGGGCCUGAGCUGCCCAGCGUUGAUCACGUGCUGAAUUCCAUCCAACCCAUCUACCGCCAAGUGUUGAAGAAAUUUUAUGAGAGCAAGACGAGGGGGCGAUUAUGUGUGCGCUGUAGCGCACGCGAGAUAGUGGAGUUUGGCGAUGGUGAAGAGGGGGAGGCCCCAGCCCCGGUGGCUGUGGCAGCGGAGGUGGACGUCCCGGAACCACCUCCGCAGGCUGGGGCCGCGGCCGAGGAAGCGGCAGAGGCGGAUGCCGCUGAGGCCGCCGUGGAUGACGAAGGAGCGGCCGAAGAAGCGGCAGUGGCGGAUGCCGCUGAGGCCGCCGCGGAUGAGCAGGCCGCGGUCGACGAAGCGGCAGAGGCGGAUGCCGCUGAGACCGCGACGGCGGAUAACGAAGAGGAAGAAAUGGAGGUGCGCGAACUCCAUCUGUAA